GAGCGACGAAGAUCCCAACAAUAACCCCAACCCUUUUAUCGCAGACACGCCUCAUUCUUUCGAAGCAGCUGUUGCUUUUGUGCAAGUCCACCAGCAACCAGCCGGAUCGUUGGUGCUGGGUCCUGAUGAAUGCCAUGGUACGUCAUCAAAGAUGACAUACUAGCUAGUAGUUUGUGAGCAGGGUUGGGACAGCUUUCUACUUCUCCAGAGUAUACCGGUAGAAGACAGCACACUUCGUUGUUGCUUUUGAGUUACUGUAGUUGCAAUACGGAAUCAUGGCGACAUCUCAAGGAGUGCAUGUGAUAGUGGGUGGUCUGGGUGGCAUGGGACGAUGUCUGCAACAGCAAUUGCUGGCACAUGGCAAACAAGUGCGGGUCCUGGAUUUGGCCCCAUCGGCUCAAGCGGCUGCCAGUCGUCUGGUUCAUCCCACAUCGAUUGAGUAUGCCCACUGCGAUCUUUCUUCCAGCAAUUCUACUGAUAUGCUACACGACGCCUUGAAAAAUGCCGAAACCGUCUACUCACUGGUCACGCCCGAUGUAUUGAAUGGAUCUGCCGCUGCCAUGCGUCGCACCAACGUGGAAGGAGUCCAAACUCUGAUUACAGCGUGUCAAACGGUGGGAGUGCCCAAACUAGUCUAUGCGUCCUCCAUGGCAGUCACCAACCAGCUGUUCGACCACAAGGAAGAAAAUGAACAAGUGCCUCUGCCCGACUGGGACACCUACCAGUUGGCCUAUGACAGGACCAAACGACAAGGAGAAGAAUUGGUAUUACAGGCAAACAACAGUAAUAGCAAUUUGCAGACGUGUGCACUCCGUCUCGGUAGUGUCAUGGCCGGACAGGGAGAUUACACCACGCGACACAUCCUGGAACGACCCGGCCAAGUCAUUUCGAUCCCAUUUCCAAGAUUGAUUGACACCGUGUCGGCAAGAGAUUUGGCCGUAGCCUUUCGAUUGGCUUCGGACAAGAUGGAUGUCACGGAUAGUCCCGUCGGUGGGAAAGCCCUGUUUACCACCAAGAGCAAAAAUGAUCAAGCCGCCACAGUCCCUGGAACGAUUGAGUUGUUUGCCCAAGAGUUUGGCUGGAAACUUGUCAAAUUACCUACCUCUGUCGUGAUGGCCAUGGCUCAUGGAUAUCGAGCCAAGGAAACAGUCAAGGGGCUCUUCCGUGCCCCCGACGAAGAGUCCACCCCGGGAAUGCCCUUUGACUUGACCAUGGAAGCUUGCACCAAGGAAAUGACAUUUGACAAUUCAUUGGCCAAGGAAUUGUUGGGCUAUGAACCACAAGAAACAUGGGAAGAUGCUGUCAUUCGCAUUGCCAAAGAAUGCCGUGAAGCUUAUCCGGAUCUUUUCUCGUCGUAGCGACUGUUGGAGCCGGGCAGCAAGGACAAAACUGAGCGAUUACAUGUAGAUUGCGUAGUAAUUUCCUUCCAAUGAUCCGUGGAAAAUUUCUCAUUUUACCAUUACGAUAUUGUUUUUC
Molecule: messenger RNA, 1476 nt
Organism: Seminavis robusta
Lineage: Eukaryota; Bacillariophyta; Bacillariophyceae; Naviculales; Naviculaceae
Source: the annotation of a GenBank genome assembly